AUGACGCAACUCGGUGCACCAAAAAUCCCAGAGGGAGAGAGGGUUGACUUUGAUGAUAUCCAUAGGAAAAGGAUGGAAAAAGAUCUUCUGGAACUACAGACACUGAUUGAGGUCCACUUUGAGCAGAGGAAGAAAGAAGAAGAGGAAUUGAUUGGACUCAAAGCAAGAAUUGAGAGCCGGAGGGCAGAAAGAGCUGAGCAGCAGCGUGUAAGGGCUGAAAAAGAGCGGGAUAGACAGACACGGAUAGCGGAGGAGCGGCAGAGGAAAGAGGAUGAAGAGGCAAAGAAGAGAGCAGAUGAUGAGGCCAAGAAGAAGAAAGUUCUCUCCAACAUGGGAGCUCACUUUGGAGGGUUCCUAGCAAAGGCAGAGCAGAAACGGGGUAAAAGACAAACUGCAAGGGAAAUCAAAAAGAAGACACUGGCAGAAAGACGCAAGCCACUGGCAAUUGAGAGCCUGAAAGAGGAUGGCCUGAGAGAGCGAGCCAAGGAGAUGUGGGAAUGGAUCCACCAGCUGGAGUCAGAAAAGUUUGAUCUGACUGAGAAGAUGAAGAGACAGAAAUAUGAGAUCAAUGUCCUCCUGAACAGGAUCCAACACGCUCAGAAAUUCAAAAAGGGACAUGGCAAGGGAAAAGUUGGAGGACGUUGGAAGUGA
Molecule: messenger RNA, 651 nt
Organism: Pelmatolapia mariae (spotted tilapia)
Lineage: Eukaryota; Metazoa; Chordata; Actinopteri; Cichliformes; Cichlidae
Product: troponin T, slow skeletal muscle-like
Exons: 8
Coding region: 1-651 (216 amino acids)
Biological process (GO): slow-twitch skeletal muscle fiber contraction; regulation of muscle contraction; sarcomere organization
Cellular component (GO): troponin complex
Molecular function (GO): troponin T binding; tropomyosin binding
Source: RefSeq, a predicted model, not a curated record